AUGGGUGAAGAGCUUCUAUGGGCGAGCGACUGUUAUGCCGAUGACAUUCCCUACUGGACUGAUCUCCCUCAGGAGCGCAACAGCGAGCAACCCAAGGGCUGCUUGAUGAUUCCUUACAGCUAUGAUUGCAACGACUUCAAAUUCCUCACCCCAGCUACUGGCUUCCGCGACCCCAAUGGAUUCUACACUCACAUCAAGAAUGCUUUCGAUGUGCUUUACGAGGAGGCAGGUGCACCGAAAAUGAUGACCAUCGGCCUGCAUUGCCGCAUUAUCGGAAGACCUGGUCGUUUCAAGGCUCUGCAGGAUUUUGUCAAGUACAUUUCUGAGAAAGAAGGGGUUUGGGUUGCAACUAGGACCGAGAUUGCCGAAUCUUUCAGAGAACAGUUCCCAUACAAGAGGGGACAUCUAGCAUAG
Aureobasidium vineae is the source of this 414-nucleotide messenger RNA. The record is from the annotation of a GenBank genome assembly. NCBI's taxonomy places the organism in Eukaryota, Fungi, Ascomycota, Dothideomycetes, Dothideales, Saccotheciaceae.